AUGCCCCCCGUGCUCCCGUUCUCAGUGCUGCGGGUGGAGCCUGUAGAAGAUGCUAUGCUUCAGUCACUCCCGGAGAUGGAUGAGUUUCAUUCAGUGGUAUUCUCUCUAGAUGCCAAUAGUGCUCCAGGCCUUGACGGCUUUGGGGGCGGGGUUUAUCAAUUUUGCUGGGAGGUUAUCAAGGAAGAUUUGCUUGAAACAGUGCAAGAUUUUUUCAAGGGUGUAGGCAACCUAGGAGUUUUUCUAACUGGUUUCGUACCUGGGAGAGGUAUUAUGGACAAUGUGUUACUAGCUCAAGAGUUAGUGUUAGAUUUGGAUAGGCGCCUGUCCAUCCUGAAUUUAAUUCUUAAACUUGACAUGGAGAAAGCAUAUGACAGAGUCGAGUGGCCAUUCCUGCUAUUCUUGCUUCACAGUUUUGGGUUUUCAGAAGAAGUAGUGGACUUGUUAUUUAGAACUUUCUCCAAUUCCUGGUUUUCUAUUCUUGUUAAUGGUCAACCAAUAGGUUUCUUUAAAUCAAGUCGGGGGGUUCAUCAGGGUGACCCCUUAUCACCCGGCCUUUUUCUUUUCGUGGAUGAGUUUUUGGGUUGGGGUAUUCAGGAACUGGGUCGGACCCAUAUGGGCAGCCGCUACAUCUCUACUAGAGUGAAGGUGCCUUACCUGGCCUUUGCCGAUGAUACGAUAAUUUUUACUCGCUGUUCGAAUUCUUGUCUGAUGGCAUUGCGAAAUUUCUUACUGCUUUACCCCAAACAUUUGGGACAGAAAGUAAAUGUGAGCAAGAGCGUGUUUCUGGGGGUAUUCGAGAAUGUCUUUGGAACAGACCAGAAUUCAGCCCGGUUCCAGUCGUGCCCCUUCCCCCCAGAUCAGGUGAUCUUUCACAUUGAGGACUAUAUUAGUCAAAUGAGGAAAGCAGGUUUGUUUACAUCGACUUGCUUCACUAUUGAUGAAGAUUGUCUGUGGGCAGGGAUUGGGAGGGCGCGGUGGUGGAGGCUGCGCAUCGAGGGCUUGGAUGUGUUGUUGGCGAAAGCUGCCUCAAUACUUGCGGGAUUGUGCUUCUGCAGUGAUAAGGGCUUUAGCUCGUUUGUCGUGGAAUCAAACCCUCAGGUUCUUGUUCAGUUGGUUCACUCUGAGGCAUUGUCUAAGUGGUCGUUGUGCAAUACUCUGCAUGAGAUCCGGCAUUUGCUUAACAGGCUCGGCGAGUCAUUGAGUCAUGUGUAUAGAGAAGCAAAUGCGGUAGCUAAUACUUUGGCUUCCUUGAACUUGGGAUAUCAAAAAUAUUGGGAGACAUUGACAGAUUUUCCUGCCAAGGUUCGAGCGUUGGUGCACGUUGAUUGUCGUUAA
Molecule: messenger RNA, 1335 nt
Organism: Coffea arabica (coffee)
Lineage: Eukaryota; Viridiplantae; Streptophyta; Magnoliopsida; Gentianales; Rubiaceae
Source: RefSeq, a predicted model, not a curated record